AUGGACGCAAAAAAAGAAAGAAAGACGACUACUGAAAAAAUACUCGGAAAAAGUUGCAAUAAUUUUCUUCACGAGUACCUGUUGCAAAGAAAGAAUGACGCUUCUUUUGUAGAAAAUUCCCAGACUGAACAUAGUUGGUAUUUAGCUGAGUUAAAAGAACAGCGAAGGCUUAAUGUACAAAGCGCGGAAAUCGCCUUUAACGCAGCAUCCGCUGGUUGCUCUUGUAAUGAUCCGCUGGUUCGGGUGGACUUUCAACAAGCAAGAGUAUCCGCUGGUUAUUCUUGUGAUGAUCCGCUGGUUCGGUUGAAGUCAAUUUCGCUUCAUCUAGCAAGAGCAUCCGCUGGUUGCUCUUGUGAUGAUCCGCUGACGGAAAAAAAGACACAAGUUGUACGCAACUUCUGGAAGGAAAUUGAGGAAAAAACCGCUAUUCAAACUGCCUCUCUAGGACAUCUCAACAUAUUUGGAAGAGCGCUUACUCAAUAUGCAUAUAAGCAGGAGGUACUAACCGAAGGUGUAAAGUUACGACCUCCUCAAAAACGAGAAAAUGAGACUGAAGAAAACGUAUCUUCAUGUAAAAAGGUGAAAGAGAGCAUGAAUAUUCCUGAUAUCCACGAACAGAAGGGGCAAUGCACCGAACCAAUUGCGGAAAACAAUCCGUUUUUUGAUAAUAAUAUUGAUGAUGAAUCGUAUGGCGAAUCGCUGAAUUUGUAUGACGAUAAUUCAAAUUGCGAAAUAUCUGAGGUAUAUUUGGACACAGAGAAGAUAAAAAUCGGGUGUCCAAGAGCGAAUAUCGCCGAGACAUCACCACUAUCGUCACAGCCAGAAUUGGAUUUCGUAUCCAGGGACAAUCAUGAAUUAGACUCACUUUUAGAUAAUGGACAUGUUGACUGCCCAGCCAUUAUCAAUGAUGUUAUGAAAUUGCAAUUGGGAUCUUUGCCCCGAGAAGAGUCCAGAUGGAUAUUAAAUAACCUCGAUGUCUCCGAAAAAUGGCAUCUAUUUAAAGAAAAAUCACUAGAAUUAGCAAAUAAAGAAGGUCUAUUUGUCGAAAGUCACACACAACAAAUAUUAUCCUUAUCACACGUUCUCUUGUUGAAGCCUAAACAGCAUUGUCCGUUAAUGUUGGAGGUUUUUGGUGGGGAUUUAUUAGAGACCAUGCACAAGGACAUAAUAAAGAGAUUCACCAAGCAAGAAUCGGAAUUUGACGAAAAAACAUUAAUAGAGCUUAUUCGAAUUAUCAAGCUCCUGCAACGAAAUGAGAUUGAUAGAGACAAAGCAGUUUCAGAACUGCAAAUUCUUGCAGUUGAUCGCUCUUAUGGGGAACGCGCAAUUCUGAAGGCAAUAAGAAACAUUAUCGAAAGAGUGCCAAGAACCACAUUAAAAAGCCCUAUUGGAGAGGUGGAGCUUUGUACCACUUAUAUUGAUCCAAUUCUGUGUCCGCUUUUCAGCAACCCUGAUUGUGGUAUAUUUCUGCGAUGGUCGAAUAAACAGGCAGAAGAGUCCAAAGCUAGAAAGCAAAUAGGCAGGGCAAAACAACCCGACGCUAUCAUCAACGAAAUCGAUCAGCUGUCUUGGGGCUUGAGCAAAGGGCACGGUGAAGCGAAAGUUCAAGAAGAGGCGAAUAACCUUUACCUCCUCUGCACUGAUCUCAUCCGGAUAGCGGUGUUUAAUAAGGACGCAAUUGAUUUUUAUAACAUGAAUUGUAUGCUCGGAUUUCAGGUCGUCGGGCAACACAUCACAUUCUAUCUCACCACUCUGUUGUGUGAUGCCUUAUAUGUUAUGGUGGAAGUUAGUCACGUUGAUGCGCCUAUGUCACUUGAAGAGGUUCCUGCCUUCCUCACCAGUCUUGAUACGCUUCUCAUCAUAUCUAAUACGUUUUGGGAUAAUUGUAUUGUUUCUACCGAAAAUAAAGAAUCAAGCAGGCGAAGCACUCUUGAAACACCAAGUUUUAAAGAAAUGAUCAUUAAUAUUGGUGAUCAUUCAUUAGUUGCCGAUGACGUACAGAAACGCUUCCAAAAGACAUUUCAGAAGAAGCUCUUCGAAAAAGAAACUGAAAG
This is a messenger RNA of Funneliformis geosporum, 2054 nucleotides long. The record is from the annotation of a GenBank genome assembly. Lineage: Eukaryota; Fungi; Glomeromycota; Glomeromycetes; Glomerales; Glomeraceae.